AAGGGUUUAAUCUGCUGAAAAUGUAUGGCAGGACCUGAAAAUGGUUGUCUAGCAUUGAUCAACAACCGAUUUGACAGAGCCUGAAGAAUUUAGAAAAGAACAAUGGGCAAAUGUUGCACAAUCCAGGGAAGAGACUUCACUCUGACGACGUCACCUGGAGAAAUGCCAGAGUUGACUUCCGUCACAUGUUCAAUGGAGACUACCACUUUGAUGGGGAGACAUUCGUGGAGGGGCGGAAACUCAUCACAGAUGGUGUGAGCUCUGUCAAAGCCAGCAUCAAGCGAGGGAACUUUGAGGCAGCAAGACAGAAGCUGGGAGACAUUUUACACACCUUACAGGACUUCUACAGUCACAGUAACUGGAUAGAACUGGGCAACAGAUUUCCCAAUUCCAAUCUCAUCAGAUCAGACGUGUCGGACAUCGGCCCUGUUGCAGGUUGAUGUUCCUCUGAAGAGACCAGGGGUGUAACAUUCAGGUU
Molecule: messenger RNA, 478 nt
Organism: Salmo salar (Atlantic salmon)
Lineage: Eukaryota; Metazoa; Chordata; Actinopteri; Salmoniformes; Salmonidae
Source: RefSeq, a predicted model, not a curated record